GUAUGCUGGCACCGCUUCCGGCCUUGGACGCCGCUGCCGGGGCCCUCUCGGGUGGCCCGGGGGCUAGAUGGGGUGUAUUUCGAGCUCCGCUGAAAGGCUGAGGGCAGCGAGCUGUGGAACUUGUCAGCGGUAGUAGCACCCGGCGGGCGGGUUUCCUGCGGCGAUUUGGGCCAGUCCAGUGGCGGACCUCUUCCCAUCCGCCCUCUACCGGUACUGCAUGACCUUCACGCUGUGCGAUGGCGUCGACGUGGCCAUGAGGCUUGUCUCUCACGCAAAGGCCAACGGAUUCAGGGGCAAGGUCAGGCACGUGUCGACAUCAUGCUCCGACUUCACGCUCCUGCUCAAGACUGAUGACGUGGGCAAGCAAACUCUGAAGGGCUUCGCAAGCUGGCUGGCGACACAGGUGCCGGUCCGCGCCCCUGGCGCAGAGGCAAGUACGGCGUUUGCGAAAGCCGCGGAAGCGGACGCCGCGCGGGUGGAGGUGACGUCGGACCCAUUCAACCCUCUCACCCGCGACCGGGAGCUGCUGGACAUGUACAACGAGGGGUGGCUGACUGCUGUCUACGCUACUACGGAGGUGCGGCGGGCGCUGGAGAAAGCUAACACGGAAGCGGAGCGGGGGGAACGGAACAGCAAAUCCAGCCUGGGCAAGUCGAGAGCGUCUUCGUCGCACGCCGAGUGAUGGUGGUGUCAUUUGGGCGGCUGGAAGCUGUGGGAGGCAACAAGGGCGGGGUAAUGGGCUUUUGGGGGUACAGGGAUUGGUGCCGGGCCAGCUGGUGGUGGCGGUGGUCGCCGCCCCAAGCCCACCACCAGCUACUGUGGUGGCACGCAUGUGCGGAGCGGAGGGGGCGGACAGGGCCAUGUCGAGGAGGAGAAGAGCGCCGCCCCGGCGCACAGGUUAAGGCCUGCCAUGGUGCGAUUAGUGACGUCUAUGCAAGUAUGGCAUGUUGAUUUAUCUGGCGGGAUGCUUUAGCUUGACGUGAUUGGACGCAACUUGGUGGGCGGUGCCUGUUCAAACCGAAUCCAGCAACGUCUGGGAGAUGAGGCGUUGUUUCGAAACCUUCGGCCUCAGACAGUACACGCGGUGUAGACUUGGCCACUUGCCUCGUCACGGGAGACCACCUUGUAUGUCAACGUCUGGGAUGAGAAAUGUCCAAAGUUUUACUCUAAUUGACACCUCCAUUUUGGCUGAGUUUCAUGUUUCAUGUGAGUUCCGCUCCAGUUUCGGCUUCUGGAGGUAGAUUGACGAGUGUUGCGGAACUAAUGCGUACGUAGACCAGAGCGGAAGGCGGAGUGGGCUUGCAGGCGACACGAGAGUAGGCAGUCAGUAGAUCCCAGUUUCAGCCGUGCAAAACCAGCGUAUGGAAACCGGGUCAGCCC
Molecule: messenger RNA, 1380 nt
Organism: Chlamydomonas reinhardtii
Lineage: Eukaryota; Viridiplantae; Chlorophyta; Chlorophyceae; Chlamydomonadales; Chlamydomonadaceae
Exons: 2
Coding region: 254-682 (142 amino acids)
Source: RefSeq, a predicted model, not a curated record